AUGUACAGCUACGUCGGCUCAUCGCCCGCAGCCCAGGUCAAGGUGUCGGACUCCCCGGCGUACGGCAAGCUGCCGCCGCCCGCCGUGGAGAAGAAGGGCGUCAUGGUCUACCGGGCGGGCGAGAGGGUGGGCUUCUCGGAGCUGAAACACCAUGUCGGCUGGAUGGAAAAGCAUCCCAGCAAUGGCUGCGUGUACGCCGCGGGCAGCGGCAAGCUCCGCGCGUACAAGGUAGCCGCUGAUGGCAUGCUCGAGGAGUUUAGCAGCGCCGACGCCCUCGGCAACCCGGCGCACUUUUGCUUAUCUGCCGACGGGGCGUGGGCGCUCUGUGCCAACUACAGCGCGUCGACGCUGUCGGCGGCCACCGACUCGAAGCACCACGUCGUCAGGCUGAACCCGCAGCUCGCUGACCGGCAAGAAGCGUGCCACCCUCACCAGGUGCGGCUCGACCCGGGCAGCGGCGCGUGGGCGCUCGCCUGCGACCUGGGCGCGUCGAGGGCGUGCGCGUCGAGGGUGUGGGUGUACGCGUUCGACGUGGCCCGCGGCUCGCUCGCCGGCGCGGCCAACAGCGAGCGGCACUUGCUGCUGCCCGAGGCGGACAGCCAGAACGUGGCCAGCUUCAGCGUCGCCACCGACGGCACCCUCUCCCUCCGGUCCAUCGAGGAGCUCGACGGCGUUUGCCCUAACCUGCACCUGGCCGAGUCGAAGCUGACGUGCCUCAUCGUCUCGCACGACCAGCACUUCCUCAACUGCGUCGCCACCGACAUCCUGCUGCUCGACAGCAGAGAGCUUCACGCGUUCGACGACACCGACUACGACGGCUUCAAGAAGAAGCACGCCUCCUUCGUCGCGCAGCGACGCAAGAAGGCCGAGGCGGCGCAAAAGGAGGCCAGCCGGCUGCAACGCGAGCUGUCCAAGGGUGGCGGCGCGGGGGCGACAAAGUCGGGCCGCCGCGUGGCCAAGGAGCGGCUCGAGGAGAUCAAGGCGACCGCGCCGGCCUCGACGCGAGAGUAUGCGGUCAAGUUUGCGAUCGAGGCUGCGGCGAGGAAGCUCAACCCGCCGCUCAUCACGAUGGAAGCCGUGACGUUUGGGUACGGCCCGCGCCUCCUCUUCCGCGGGCUCGGCUUCGACCUCUCAGUGGACUCGCGCGUCGCGCUGGUGGGGCCAAACGGCUGCGGCAAGUCCACCUUUCUCCAGCUGCUGGAGGGCUCCCUCACGCCCGACGAGGGCGUCGUCGAGCAGGCAAACGGGCGACUGCGCAUCGGCCGCUACUCGCAGCACUGGGUCAACCAGCUGCCGGGCGGCGUCUCGCCGGUCGAGCACCUCUUCUCGCUGCUCGGGGAGAGGCCGGAGCGAGGCUCGCCCCUCUACCAGCAAGUGCGGCAGGAGCUCGGCGAGAAGGGGCUGCCCUCCUCGGCCCACGACCUCAAGAUCAAGGACCUGUCGGGCGGCCAAAAGGCGCGCGUCGCCUUCGCAGCAAUCUCGACGGUGCGGCCGCACGUGCUCCUGCUCGACGAGCCGACCAACCACCUCGACAUCGAGUCGGUCGACGCGCUGGUCGACGGGAUCAACGGCUUUGAGGGCGGCGUCGUGGUCAUCUCGCACGACCGGCGGCCGCUGCGGACGACCCUCGGUCCCGCCGCCGUUCUGCUUAGUCCGGAGCACGCGGCGGACGAGGAGCGGGCGCAGGCGCGCGCGAUGCUGCGCAAGAAGAGGCGCGACGAGGCUCGGCGGCGUGCCGACGCCGCCGCCAAGAAGAAGGCGGCGCGCGCGACGUGA
Messenger RNA from Emiliania huxleyi CCMP1516, 1776 nucleotides. RefSeq lists its product as hypothetical. NCBI's taxonomy places the organism in Eukaryota, Haptophyta, Isochrysidales, Noelaerhabdaceae. Bases 1 to 1776 code for a protein of 591 amino acids. The record is from RefSeq and is a predicted model, not a curated record. Gene Ontology annotation, molecular function: ATP hydrolysis activity; ATP binding; protein binding. The transcript has 10 exons.